This is a messenger RNA of Phytophthora infestans T30-4, 327 nucleotides long. RefSeq lists its product as uncharacterized. The record is from RefSeq and is a predicted model, not a curated record. Lineage: Eukaryota; Oomycota; Peronosporomycetes; Peronosporales; Peronosporaceae. The transcript is spliced from 2 exons. The coding region runs from base 1 to 327 and encodes 108 amino acids.
AUGCUGCUGUCCGCGUAUCAGCAAGCGGCGCAGCGAGACGCUACUGCAAUGAGGCAGCGUCGUCGAACUCUACGUACUUUGAUUGGUGUCAUCGGUACCGUCGCUCUUUUCGUUGGGUGCAUCGCUGUAGUCGACGUGAUGGCGAUGAGUGGCAAUGGAGUUGACACUAUGACACUUGAAAUCUCUACCGAGGAUGAGGCUAUCCAGAUGGAGUCGCAGUUUGGCUGGAACUCCAUUGGCUACGGCUGGUGCUCGCUCAAGUCGUCGACGUGGUGCAUGUUCAGCAGGAACGCAAGGCGCUGGAAGUGGCAGUGGAGACUUUGGUAA